GUCACAGGCUCCUCCUGCCAUGAAGGUGAAAAUUAAGUGCUGGAAUGGUGUGGCCACUUGGCUUUGGGUAGCCAAUGAUGAGAACUGUGGCAUCUGCAGGAUGGCGUUUAAUGGCUGCUGUCCAGACUGUAAGGUGCCUGGCGACGACUGCCCGCUGGUGUGGGGACAGUGUUCCCACUGCUUCCACAUGCACUGCAUCCUCAAGUGGCUGAACGCGCAGCAGGUGCAGCAGCACUGCCCCAUGUGUCGCCAAGAGUGGAAGUUCAAAGAGUGAGGGCCCUGCAGCCAGCGGCGCCCCGUCCCCGUCCCCCUCUCCCCGCACUGCAGGCUCAGCCCCUCCCCUUCGCCCAAGGGCGUACUGAGACCCCACCUGUUCUGUGUGGGGACAGGGAUGCUUUCCUUUGGGCAGAAACAAGCUUCACUUGGUUUUCGUUUUGCUUUGUUUUGUUUCUUCCGUUGCGUCAUUGACACUUUUAUUCAAUAAGAAAAACUCAUUAAAGUUCCGAGCCUUGCUGGAGGCUGCUGGUUGCCAGUUUUCGUAACAUAUUGAUAUAGCAGCAGCAUGUUUUGGUAUGAAAACGCUUAUGAAUAAACGUCGUGAUGAAAUUA
Molecule: messenger RNA, 609 nt
Organism: Phodopus roborovskii (desert hamster)
Lineage: Eukaryota; Metazoa; Chordata; Mammalia; Rodentia; Cricetidae
Gene: Anapc11
Product: anaphase promoting complex subunit 11
Exons: 2
Coding region: 20-274 (84 amino acids)
Biological process (GO): protein ubiquitination; anaphase-promoting complex-dependent catabolic process; positive regulation of mitotic metaphase/anaphase transition
Cellular component (GO): nucleus; anaphase-promoting complex
Molecular function (GO): zinc ion binding; ubiquitin protein ligase activity; cullin family protein binding
Source: RefSeq, a predicted model, not a curated record